Messenger RNA from Python bivittatus (Burmese python), 5376 nucleotides. The record is from RefSeq and is a predicted model, not a curated record. Lineage: Eukaryota; Metazoa; Chordata; Lepidosauria; Squamata; Pythonidae.
UAGCCAGCCUAAGGGAUCAGAUUAUCUGCUGGACAGUUUUGAUGGAAGAGCAGCAGAUUAGGGGAAUAUGUCUCCCUGGGUGAAACCCAGCUGUGGCCCUGUGCCGCUGGUGCAGAGGCCAAGGGAAACAGCUGUCUUGUUCCUUGGGGACUCUGAAAUGCCGAGGCUCCCCUUUCAGCAGUGCCGCAUUGACCCUCGGGCAAGAUAGGUCCACCUGCCGGGCGUGAGCUGCGGGGGAGAUGGCCGAGGCAGGUCCCCCAAGAGGCAGGAUGUGGUGCCGAAGAGAUGCGACUUCUUUUCCUGGCAAUCUCCACCUCGUGAUGGUCCUGCGCCCCACCGGUUUUUUUCAGCGCACUUUUACCGACAUUGGCUUCCGCUUUAGCCAGCAGGAUUUUCUUCUCAAGCUGCCGGUUGUAAUGCUGAGCUCUGUCAGUGAGUUAUUGACAUACAUCGAUGAAAAGCAGUUGACACCUGAAUUCGGAGGCACUUUGGAGUACUGCCAUAGCGAAUGGGUCAUCUUCAGGACGGCUAUAGAAAGCUUUGCACUCACAGUGAAGGAAACCGCUCAGAUGCUGCAGUCUUUCGGCAUGGAGUUGGCCGAAACACAACUCCCGGACGAAACGUAUUCCAUUGAGCACAUCCUGGCCCUGCGGACAGAGAAAUACUAUCAGCUAAAGGAAGACAUCACCACAGUAACCAAAGAGGGAAAGAUGUUGUUGUGUAGUUUAGAAGAUCCAGACAUGGAAGAUCUGGGAGAGGAGCAGCCACAAGAGAGAUCGGGUGACUGGGAGACUGUUCAUCGUUUACUCACCCAACUGCACGAGAUGGAAACCGCUUUUGACGGAUUCUGGGAGAAACAUCAGCUGAAGAUGGAGCAGUAUUUGCAGCUAUGGAAAUUUGAGCAACAUUUCCAAGAGCUCAGUAAAGCCCUGGAAUUCUUACUGGUCCAGCAACGGGAAUUGUCGGACACUGGAGAAAAUAUCUCUCAAGUGAAGCAAAGGCUCUCAGAGCUGGAUAACUUGGACAAAGCAGCGCAGGAUUUAACAGGAAAGGCUCAAGUGGUGAUUCUUCACGGACACCAAAUGGCUGCCAACCACCAUUAUGCCCUCAACUUGAUUUGCCAGCAGUGCAACGAACUGCGUCACCAUUCCGACAUCUUGUUGGAGGAAAUCAAAAAGAAAUGCAACAGGCUCCAGCAAACAUUGGACCUCCUCACCUCUCUGCAGCAGGCCAUGGAAUGCUGUGAUGAAGGUGUGUAUCUUCUAGCCAACCAGCCACUGGAUAAAUGCCAGUCCCGGGAAGGGGCCCAGAAAGCUCUCCAAGACAUAGAGAAGUUUCUUGAGAGCUCUUCGCUGCAUUUAAACAUAGAUCCCCAAGCCCUAUCCUCUAACUUUCAUCUCAUCCUAACACCGGAGCUCAAGGCCCGGAUACAGAUGGUCCAGAUCAAGCUGGAGAACGUGCGCAGCAUGUUUGAGAACCGACAGGCUUGCUUCAGAAAGCUUGCAGACAAGCAAGUGCGCCCGGUGCAGCUUGUAGCCCCACGGCCAGAAUGCCCACCCCCACGGUCUAAAUCUCCACUGUUUUCCCCCAAACAUGCACAGUUUGAAGAUGAGACACCUUCUCUUCAUAUCUGUUUACACUCCUCUGCAUCUGUUUUUCUCCCUACAUCCUUUGCCCAUUGCUACAUCCAAGGUGUGGAUUUCAAUUCCAGUUUGAAAUUUUCCUUUGAUAUCUCGCUGCCUGGCAAGAAAACGUCAAGGAAGUCUCCGAACUCCCGCAAGAUUGAAGUAAUGCACAAUUAUCAAGAGAAACGAAAUUCCUUGCAGUACUACAUUACUGAAAGUGAAGACAGCUUAGAUAUAUUGAAAAGCCGCGUCAUACAUGAACUGAUACAAACAGAACGAGUGUACGUUGAGGAGCUUUUCACCAUUUUGAUGGGGUACCGAGCUGAGAUGGAUAACCCCACAAUGGCUUUUCUCUUACCACCCCUUUUGAGAAGCUGCAAAGACGUUCUCUUUGGAAACAUGCCUGAGAUUUACGACUUCCACAACAAUAUCUUCCUCCACCAUCUGGAGAGUUGCCUUGAAGCACCAGAGAGAGUUGGAUACUGUUUCUUGGAAAGGCGGGAAGAUUUUCAGAUGUAUGAGAAGUACUGUCAGAAUAAACCACGGUCAGAAUCUCUCUGGAGGCAGUAUGCCGAGAGUCUCUUCUUCCAGGAGUGCCAGAAAAAGCUAGAACACAAGCUCAGUCUGGAUUCCUACUUGCUCAAACCGGUGCAGAGGUUAACCAAGUACCAGCUGCUUCUCAAGGAACUGCUGAAGUACAGCACAAGCUGCGAUGGGGUGCAGGAAUUGCAAGAGGCCUUAGUUGCCAUGCUGGAUUUGGUCAAGUCGGUCAAUGACUCCAUGCAUGAGAUUUCCAUCACUGGCUACGAUGGCGACCUCAGUGCGCUUGGCAAAGUGUUGAUGCAGGGGUCCUUCAGCGUGUGGGUGGGGCACCGGAAAGGCCCUACAAAGAUGAAGGAUCUGGCCCGGUUCAAGCCGAUGCAAAGGCACCUUUUCCUCUAUGAGAAAGCCCUCGUCUUCUGCAAGAAAAGGGAGGACCACUGCGACGGCUUUGACAAGCGGUUGUCCUACAGCUUUAAGCACUUUUUGAAAAUGAACGCUGUCGGAAUCACGGAAAACAUGAAAGGAGAUCCUCGCAAGUUUGAGAUCUGGUACAGCGGCCGGGAGGAAGUCUACGUCGUGCAGGCUCAAACAGUUGAUCUGAAGAUGGCCUGGCUAAAUGAAAUACGAAAGAUUUUGUUCAAGCAGCAACAGCUUAUCAAAGUUGAGAAGCAAGUAUCACCUUUGUGCACUGAUACAAUUCAGGUUUCUCCUCCGUUGAGUGAUGGGAAACAGCCAAGAGCUUCUGUAAGCUCAGAGGAGAAUGACUCUGAACAUACCAGCCCCAUAGCUGUGGAGGGCUUAGCCUCCUCUGCUCAGGACAAACCAAGAUCUUGGUCAGGGACAUCCCAUUCAUUAGAGAUCUGUGAAGGGCUUGAAGAGUGGUCUAGCCACCAUUAUUUCUCAACCUGCUCCGACACUGAAGAAGAAGAUGGCAACCAGCUGUCUCCAGGAAAAUACAAAGCCUUAGCAGAUUGCAAGAAGAGGGAUUCAGAUGAACUUCUGGUGAAGAACGGGGAUGUCAUUCAGCUCUUACAUGAAGAUGGAGAGGGACAGUGGUUGGUCAAAAACCUCAACCGAAGUAAAGAAGGCUGGGUGCCCGCCAACAGUCUGCAGAUAAUCCUCGGGGACUGUAGGUUUCGGAGCACCAGAGUCACAGACGCUGCCCAGGAUAGGAUGAGGAAAUUAAGCUCCCCCUGAAUUUAACGAAUUAAGGCCAAGCCCUUUGGGAAUACUCCAGUGGAGGCCUGAAAUGGUAACAAGGGACGGAGAGGGCCAUUAGACUUACUCUGUCCUCCAUCAUCCUAAGCAGGUGACAGCACUUGGCUGGUCUGGUCUCAGCAGCUAAGCAGGAUCAGGCCUGGUUAGUACUUGGAUGGGAGAACAUCAGGGCUCUAGGCUAGAUGGGAAGUUGGACAACUUUCCAGAAGAAGACAAUGGCAAACAUCUUAUGUGCUAUUGUUGAGGAAACUCUAUGGACGUAUCCCUGUAGUCAUCAGGAAUUGACCUCGACUCGAAGGAAACUAUCUUUUCAUCAUCGAAACACCACACCCUCACCAGCUUUCAUUGUGACCAUCAUUGGGAGCCAUUCUUUCCUCUUCUUUUUCAUUUUCCUUUCCUCCCACCUGUGGAAAACCACCAUUUUGUUUUGACCUAAGGAUGCGACCUCAUCUUCCUCUCCAUGGCAUCUCCUUUGAGAAGGCAUUUGAUUAUUUCCAUGGCUUUGGGGAGAGUUGAAGGGUGUGCUUUCUCCUUUUCCAACCACCCUUUGUUGGGAUUGGCUGGUCUUGAUUAGAGUCAGCUGGGUCUCAACUAAACAGUUGCCCUAAUAAGCCAACUUCAGUAGGUUUUGCAGGAACCUUGAGAUCAGUGAAAUGUCAUUUUCUUUUUGCUGUCAAGAGUCUAAGAAAGACUCCGACAUACAUGGGCUGUGUCUCAGGACUUCGUCAAUUGCAGCUCGAGUUUGUAGGCAUUUCACUAUGGAUUCCUCUAUAUUGGCCGGGGGUCUAGCAAAGUUUGCACGGUACUUUUUAGGGGGAUGGGGGGAACAUAUGUGCCAUAACUGAGUUCCACAUCCAUUUGCACUAAAUGUGUUAAGGUUGUCCUUGUUAGUAGUGAGACUAUAUGCUUCAGGGCCCUUUAUGUAAGAAUGAAUUUGUAUCUGGGCAAGGAUAGAAUGUCCUCUGCUUUUUAAGUGAGUUUCCAUAAUUUAUUUUCUGGUGCGUCUUCAUUAUUUUUUUUAUUUUUCUUUGUAGACUCAGGUAAUUUGGUGUCUACAGAUAACGGUUACAAAUUUAACUUCCCAACGCAUUCCUAAACACAGGGUAAUUAUUGUGACCAGGCUAUGCACAACAGCUCAGGGCAGUGAAUGGGGUGCAUCAACGCAAAAGGAUCUCUCUCAGUACAAGUUGCCAUUGAUCUGUGUUCCUCUACGUGUCACAUUUGGUCUGGGGAGGGAAGGGCUCUAAUUUUGUUCCUGAACCCCAGAUUCCACAUGGUCCUCUGAGAAUAUUGUUGUGCAUUUUUUUCUGUGCUUCUUGCAAUCUCCACGUGUACACACCUUCCCAGUUUGCUGAAGGUCACGCUGCUUCUGGAAUUCCUUGAGAGAAUUCCUAAACAGGCCAUUUUCACAUCCUUUCGCUUGUAUAUGGAAUACAUUGAAAUCACUGCACUACAAGUGUAAAAUGAGGAUGAGUUCAUUACAGUGGGAAGGCCUGCUUACCUGAAGGGAGGUUAUUUUUAAAAGUUUUCAUCCUCAUGUGUACAGCACAGUCCAAUCUUUUUAACUUUUGUCUACCUGGUUCUAAAUUGUACAUGCUUCGAUUUACCUACACAGCAAGUCCGAAUCUAAAGUUUUAGGCUGCGGUCCGACCCCUCCGUAGGAAUUACUUCUCAGUAGAUGCGAAUAGGAUUGCACUUCUAAACUUUGAAAACUUUGCACAAACUGUUGACAGCCUCUCAAAAUGGGCUGAUGUAAAAUGUAGAUGUUAUCCUGAGAUGUCUUGGCAGUGGGAGAUCUCGUCCCUGUCCAAUUCUUUGAAGUAUUCUGUAAAUGCCGUUGUAAGAAUGAGCUAAAUCUAUAUUUAAAAAGAAUUAUGAGCCUUGUUAAAUAAAUAUAUCUGAAGACUUUUCAUUUUGUUCAGAGAGUUUUGUGCUGCUUGCAUUCGGAAGAAAGGGGCGUCCUUUUCUCAUGUUGCCGUUCAUUUCUGGU